GCUCCUUCUGUUUCUUCCUUGAGUCCAUGGAAUGUUAGCAUAUAAGGGGGCUGGUUUUCAGCGGGAUGUUUUGCACCUUAACUUUGAGGCCAAUGUUCCUUGGUGCUGCUACUCAGCUUCUCAAAAGUCUGGUGAUAUAUGAGAAGACAACGAGGUAUAGAAGUGGCGAGAACAACCCCUAGAUUUCUCUGACAGGUGAAGUUACUUCGACCAAACUACUGCACUAGGAAAGUUGUGAUUAAAAAGAGAGUGCAAUUUCAAAGAUUUUCACUCCCAAGUUGGACUCUCUACAAUGUCUCACAAUCAAAGAAACUUUCAACCAACCUUUGAUGUUGAAUCUGGAAUAUCAGUUUCACAAUUCGUUCAAAAGGGUGUUUAAAUCACUAGCAGGUGUAAGAAACCAUGGUGGUUUGGUUUGGGUCAGGUGUGGACUGGCAACAAGAAAGAGAUGAUGGGUUUUAUAUGAGGGAGUCUGUGGAGCUUGCCAGAAAGGCUUUCAUGUCUGCUAGCCCCAAUCAAUGGUGGGUUUUGUUAUUGUCAAGGAUGGCAAGGUUAUUGGUCAAGGGUUUCACCCUAAAGAUGGCCAACCACAUAUUGAGAGUAAAAAGGUCUUGAUAGAAGUUAGAACUUGGGAGAACAAGAAGGGAAAUGGCUAAACUAUCUUGUGUUAGACUAAUAUCAUUUGAAUUUGUAGUUCUCAAGUAUGCAAAAGAAAUUUGAAUGGUACAGGUUCUUGAUCUGAGAUAUGCUGGCGAUGUGGCUGAGAAUGCAACAGCAUAUGUGAGCUUGGAACCAUGUAAUCACUGUUGGAGAAGUUAUGGAAAUGUCGGAGGAGGAGAGUCUGUUUUGGUUGUACAUUGUUAAUGUAAGCAUUAUUACAUAUAUUUUUUUUUUUGUUUGAAAAGAUUACAUAUAUUUUUAUUAUUUGACUAAUUUUAGGCAGAUCUAUUAUCUGCGUUGUAUAUUUUCUCUUUUUUUCUUUAGCUCUGUCUUUCUGAAUCUUAUCUUGUUUAAAAGUUUCAUCUUUGAUUUCAUCGGGUGUCUCUUAGUAUGCAGAGACUGAUUGUACCCCAUCUCUAGUUUCUUGUUCUCGCUUGUCAUUUUCUUUGUUAUUCUUCUGAUCAUGUAGAUGCCAUGCGAUUUGUGAAAUGAAUUAUAGAAUCCCAGUCCCAUACUCCAAAUCCAUUCAUUAAUUACGUCUUGGGGUUGCACCAUUGCAACUUUUGCAUGAAUAUUGGAUUGACUCAGGUGUGGAUAGCUUGGGGCUACUCAACUCUAUUCUGCCACUGGUUAGAGAAGCUGAGUUAAUUGGCUAUCCUUGAGCCUCAUACGAAACUCAUUCAGAAGUGAAGUUGAGUGAUCAUUGUAAAGACAAUCUGAAAAGCUUGCCUUAACAAAUCCAAAAGCACCAAAGGCAUGAACAAAGAAAUGUUACCUAGAAAAUACGAACUCGAAAUCUAUAUUAGACUUGCAAAGCCAACAUAUUAGGCAUAAGAUCCACCUACAUUCCAAAGGGAACCAUGGAGACAUCUAUAAUGCUAAGGUGUGCCAGUUUUAUGUUGUUUAUGGUCUGGACGCUGUGUAUAUCAUCGUCUCUGGCAUGUACUGAAAAGCAGAAGCCGAUAGGGUAUGAGCAAAAAUCCAUGAAGGAGAGGUACGAAAGGUGGCUGACAAAAUACGACCGAAGAUACAAGAAUAGAGAGGAGUGGGAAUAUCGUUUUGGAAUUUACCAGUCCAACGUUGAGCUUGUCGAUUUCAUAAACUCUCAAAACCUGUCAUACAAACUCACUGACAACAAAUUUGCAGACAUGACAAACUUAGAGUUUACAAAAACCCACUUGGGUUUCCAAGCUGGUAGAAAUCCAAAGACAAAGUUCAGGUAUGAGUGGAAGAAGGACUUGCCAACUACAGUGGAUUGGAGAAAGAAUGGGAGCGUAACUCCGGUCAGGGACCAAGGCAGAUGUGGUAGCUGUUGGGCAUUCUCUGCAGUUGCCGCUGUGGAAGGCCUUCACGAAAUCAAAACUGGAAAACUGGUGUCACUCUCGGAACAAGAGCUAGUGGACUGUGACGUAAAUACUGGGAACCAAGGUUGCAGUGGUGGAUACAUGGAAAAUGCAUUUGAUUACAUAAAAAAGCAUGGACUCACCACUCAAGAAGAUUAUCCCUACACAGGAUCAGAUGGCACCUGCGAUAAAGCUAAACAGAAAAAAUAUGCUGUGAAAAUAGGCAGCUAUGAAACAGUACCUGAUAAUGAUGAAAAAAGCUUACAAGCUGCAGUUGCUCAUCAACCUGUCUCGGUUGCAAUUGACGCCGGUGGUUUUGCUAUGCAACUCUACUCUUCCGGUAUCUUCACUGGCCUGCUAUGUGGUAAGAGUCUCAACCAUGGAGUGACAGCAGUCGGAUAUGGAGAAGAAAAUGGUAACAAGUACUGGAUUGUGAAAAACUCAUGGGGUCCUAACUGGGGUGAAUCUGGUUAUAUCAGAAUGACACGUGAUUCUAUUGAUAAGGAAGGUGCUUGCGGCAUUGCUAUGAUGUCAAGCUACCCUGUUAAGUCUCGAAAAAUGUAGUAAUGGUUUAUGUACGAUCAAGGUUAAGUAUGCAAGUAUUGGAUUAAUAACAUCAAUAAUACGUAUGAUCCAGUUAUACAAAGCAAACAAGAGAGACGACAAGAAUCUAAUGAAACUAUGGGUAUUAAAUUGGAAUAUGCACAGUACAUUUCUUUAUAUUUCGGUCUGAAUUUUGGGUUAUUACAUCGUACGUUGAUUCAUGCAUGCUCUAUAGUAGUCAAAUUUCGUAUACACAUGAUGAGUUUCUAUAGGUAUUAAGAAUCGUCCACUCGAAUCACAACGAUCAAUUUGGCAAACCAAACUUGUGUCAUUAUGUAAUCAAAUUUCAAAAGGAGAAAAAGACUACUGUUGGGAACAUCUCAGUAAACUCCUUGCACAACAAAACAUCACUUGGUUCUUAAACAUUGAUCCAAACAAACAAUAAAACAAGCAUUGAUAAGGUACAACAUAGCUCAGUAAAGUUGAGUUGUUUUAUUUUCACACAUUCAAUAGUUUGAAGUUUAUAACAAUAAAGAUGCUAUU
This is a messenger RNA of Rosa rugosa (rugosa rose), 3089 nucleotides long. RefSeq names its product zingipain-2-like. The transcript is spliced from 5 exons. Lineage: Eukaryota; Viridiplantae; Streptophyta; Magnoliopsida; Rosales; Rosaceae. The coding region runs from base 1521 to 2567 and encodes 348 amino acids. Gene Ontology annotation, molecular function: cysteine-type endopeptidase activity. The record is from RefSeq and is a predicted model, not a curated record. Gene Ontology annotation, cellular component: lysosome.